UCUGUACUCUGCUCGGACCCCAUGAUCCAAGAAAGUUAUACAUGCAGUACUAUACUAUACUGUAGGGAGCUAGGAUGGCCUCAUCUCCAAGCAACAGAGAUCGCGAGCUGCUGAAGGCUGCUGGAGGGGCUGAGCGACCCAGAGAGCUGCCAGUCAGUGGCCUCAUGGAGUUACUACUGCACAAAGACUCAGCUGGAGCCUGGUCACAAUCUAAAACUAAAGAAGCUCUUUUAGCGUUUGUUACCUCAUCACCUUCUGAGAGGAAAGACGUCUUCUUCAAAUCGAGUGAUCUCCACUCCAUAACCAGCUUACUGGUGCAGGCCCUACUCUCCCAGUUCAGUGAGGCCUUUGUCGACACUGGGCCCAGCCCUCGGGUCAAGGAGAGCUCUUCUCUGAAGGAGUUCCUCACUGAAGACUACACUGUGCUGCUGCUACUCUCCAUCCAAAUCACUUCUCAUCAGGUUGACUCCACCUACCCGGAAUUAGCCGAACUCCUACUGGUGGUCCUCAAGACAUUGCUGGCUAAGUCAUGUGACUUCACAGUAGACAAGGAUUCACUGUUGGGUCUAAUCCCGUUCUUCAAGCUGGUUGUCAGCAAGCCUCUCUCUUCAUGCUACGCCUUCACUGCCCCCACCUUCCUGAGCCCCCCCACACAGCACACAGACAGCUCACAACCCACCACCUCUAACUCAUCCACCGGCAGUUCCUCCUCCGAACUGGACCAGCCAAAACCCAUCACUCCCAGUGAAGACAUUGAGCAACUGUUACGAAUGGUGAAGCAAACUACGUCCAAUUUCAAAGAAUCUCUUUCUGAGAGUAUGCUCUACACUCUGUUACUGUCUAUUUUAGAGGGCGUCACCAUUAAAGCAAGCACUAGAGGAACCACACAGAUCUCUUCCACCAUACACCUCCUUCAAGGCAUCACGACUUUCUUCGAAGAGCUCAUAUCUCUCUGGCUACAAGCUUACAAUGACGGCAAUUCUAAGAAGAUUGAUGCUUACAAAGGCACGGUGCAAAUUGCCAGGAUAACGCUUCGGUUUUGGUUGGUACUCUCCACACAAAUUUUGCACAGCUCUCUCUCAACACAGCAGAUAGCUGAAGUGAAGCCUCUUCUAUCAUUCCCAUUUGCCUCAGUGUCCCAGGCGUGUUUCAAUCUCCAACAGGCCGGGCUCUUCAAGGGACACGAGAUUCUCGAUCAGGAGUUCACACUCAUCAUACUCGAAUCAUUCUUCUCUUCGUUGUUUGCUGCCAAUAUCUGUGCUAUUGUGCCGAUAUGUUCCGUGGACGACUUCUACGAGGUGCUUAGAGACACUUUAACUGAUGGCAGUCACGAAUGGUUUACUUACAUCUGCUCAAAACUCCACGGGAUAACAGAUAGUUUGGAACAUCUCACCGAUCAAGAAAAUCCCCUACCAAUUAACGAUCAACAAUCGUCAAACUGGCCCCUGAUACUCGACUACUCGUUUGAAACUCUCUCUCACAUUUUGAAAGAACUGAUUGCUAUCUCCUCCCACAUCCAGUCCUGCCAAAAAGCGUCCAAACUGGCCCUUACAUCAAGCUACGAAGAUGUCAACAAUCGACUCGUCAUUCCGUUCCUCAAACCGGUGGUGUACAGUCUGGAGGUGGCUACUGGUCUCGAUAAGCUCACUCAGCGAUUGAGCAAAGUUGCAAAGCUCCUUCUUUCAACGUUCAGAUCGGUACCACUCCUGCAGCUGCUCUCGCUCCAGCUGCUAUCGGAAACGGCCAAAGACACGGUCGGCACAAUCAGUGACUUUCUCACAAGUUUCGCUGAUUUAUCUGUUCGCUCCAACGUAGAAAUCCUCGAUCUCUAUCUUGAACUGCUUGAAAACGUUUGGUUUCGACUGCCCCCCGAUUAUCAACCCCCAGCAUCUUCCCCGUGGUGGAAGAAACUGUCGAAUUACUCUGUGCUUCUGUUGGAGUCAUCUCAAGAGAUUGUCUGCCAGGUUAUAUACCAUCUACAGUGUCUGUUUGGGCACAAGUCCUCGAUGUUGAAAUCGCGAUUGACUCAAUUUGUAAUAAUUCCGUUUCAUCAGCACCUCACUUCGCUAGUUAAGGAGAAAUGUUACAGCAAGAAGCCGUCAGACAAUAGCACUUCCCCACCUAAGGAGUCAUUUGAUCAAGAAGCAACGAUUGAGAACAAAGACAAAGUGAUCAUUGUCCUCUUCAUGAAAUUAUUAGCGAAAGUCAUGUCAAGUUCUACCAGUCUUGGCAAGUUUGCCUCGGAUAGUUCGAAUCUCUACUCCCUCUUUCUCUACCUCCCAUUACCCGAGUUCCGAGCACCAGCCCUGGCCGUUCUCGAAGAGUGUCUUCGUACCCUGAAGAAGUCUAGUAUCGGUGCCUCCUCUCCGACCAGCGAAAGAGCUGACACACCAGAAACUGAAGACACAGGAAUACUCAAUACCGUCGUGCAGAUCUUACUCAGACUGGCGUUCUCAGUACAGUUGGACAAAAUUCCUGAACAGUGCUUAUCGAUUGCCGAUGGAAAAGGAUCGCUGCAAGUGUUUGGGCUAAGAGAAGCCGAUCAAAUGGAACAAGUUGUGAGGAAUAUAUUCGAAACCAAGCCGAUCAAGGAACUAUUGGUACCUUCAUUUGUACGCCAUCUUGCUGUCAUCGCUGAUAUCUGGAACAUUCUAAGCAACUUGGCCAUUAGCGACAGCCGUACAAUGAGAAUUCUAAAUUCAAACCACGUGUGGGACGUCAUCCAACACUCUCUUGCCCCGUCCCUGGCUAGCCUCCUCUCCCGGCUACAGCAACGGUUGUCACGGGAACAGGAUGCAGUUGGACUGGACCUGACAUCGCUGGAAUCGCUGAGGGAAAAUGGUCUGACCCUCAUGGCCCAUCUUCUCACUCUGGCACACUACCUCUGCUGGAAGAAGAAAGACCUCAAGCUGUUUGAGGUGCUCUGCAAUGAGAUACAGAACUCACUGGUUGGGGGAAACGUGUUCUCAGUCGCCAACGGUCACCGAUACUGCACUGCUCUACUCAAAGCCACCUGCUGUUUCUCUCAAUUGUUAUCGUCCUCUGAGGACUCAAGUCCGGGCAAUUCAACCUCCUCACUUUCACAGCCUCACAGCCUCACAGGUCACACCUCCCCAUCACACCACCAGCCCCCGUUCACGUCCACACCUGCCUCUGCGCCCACCCUCGUAGGUCAUAUGAUGAACGACAGGCGAGCUCUCAAAACCACCGCUGAAGUAACUCCAGACUCCUCCACAAGAAACGAAGAUGUCAACCAGACUAGUAGAAACAAUCGCCCACCUCGAAGUCAAGGCAUACCAAUUGCGGGUGCUCAAUUUUCACAACGACGAUCGUCAGGAAAGCGUGGCUCAAUGGCUAGUUCCGGAGCAGGGAGCUUUAACCCUUUUGGCACCAGCGAGGGAAAGUUUGGGUCGUUUAUGAGGAGUGGAACUAUUUUCAACUCAUCGUAUGGUAGUUCUGCCAACAGCUGGUCUAUUUGGAACGCCAGCAGUAUGGAGGCAGGUAGCCACGUUCCUCCUGGUUCCUCCUUCAGGAGCUGGUUCUGGGUCGACAAACCAGAGGGCUCGGAUCAGUCGGUUUUUCCCCCAGGCUAUGAAGCUGACGGAGAGCACGACCAGAGAGCGGGCACUGAGAUUGGUGAGAGUUGUGACGAACAUGAGCUGAGCAGUCAGGUGAUCUUCCCACCGUUCCCAGCUUGUUUCGUACCCGUUGAGGUCCGACAGAGGCUCUGGUCCACGGUACCGCUAUAUCAGUGUAUCAACCUGCUCAAAGAGAGCAUUAAGGCGGGGCUAACGUCUAACCUUGAAAAGUGUGUGGAGGUGUUCCUGCAUCAGCUGUGUGCUCUGCUGAAGGCUGACCAAUACAACGUCAGUCUGCUCUCUGGCAAGGGUCUCCUUGACACUCUCUUGGACACACUCUCCCCUCUACUCAACUCGGGCUCAGAGAGAAGCAUCACGUUGUGCCAGCUGCUGUGUCAGAUCUCCGAGGUGCUCGGCUGCUAUCAAGUGUCCUCCAGUGAGACGAGGAAACUGUUCCUCAAGCUACAGGCAUCCAAGGCUCAUCUCGAAAACUUGUGUGGGCUACUGUAUUCUGUCGCUGAAAGCUCUGCCCAUUCCCCCCAACCCUCUGCAUUUGUCCAGUUUUCGUACCCCCAGCCCUUGGAUGAGUUGAGCCCUCGGCACUUCCUGUCCGUCCCUUACUUCACUUCCUGGAAAGCUUACAACAGAGCCAUCUCCAUGUGGAUAUGCGUAUCUCGAUACCCCCUCCAGGCGUGGCUCCACUUGUUCUCCGCCUUCACUGGAGACUGCUUCCUGCAAGUCUGGGUCUGCACUAUCAGUGGUGACCUCAUCAUUAGAUUGUGUGCGACCAUGGAUCUCACAUUUUCGCCGCAGAGCUCCAAUUCUCAAUCGGUGACGCUGGGAAGUGUGGUCCACCUCGGCAAGUGGCAGCACAUCGUCAUCAACAUACUGCCCGCCUCCAUGGAGCCAGUCUACAAGUUGAUGGUAGUGCUGGAUGGUACUGACGUGUUUCGAGAGAGUGUCAAACUCCCCGUGUUCAACGCCAUGUUAACCAACAACCAGGAGCAGUACUAUCUGGCCGGUGGUGCUGUGAGUCCCCACACUCGUAAGAAACACCUCUCUCUCGUCAGUGCCGACAACAUUGCCCUCGAGUGGAAGCUGGGCUCUCUCUCAGUACUCAAUGGUUUCUCCAACCCGAGUAUGGCUAGUCUGCUGCACAGCCUGGGGCCAGACGUUGCCUCCAGCAAUCAGCAUAUGGUGGACAGUCUCAUAGAGUGCUGUCACUUUGGUUACCAGGACAACAGUCAGGGUGACUCCAGCAUUAUCGUCUCACCACCUGUGUCUACCGAGGAGAGGGCUAGACUACUAGAGACCCCGAUCCUCUCCUACUCGGCGUUUGACCCCCACCGAGUGUUCUUGACGGCUUACAAGGCCACAAGGGAAGACGAGGUCCCCUUGGAGGUCACCCACGUUCACCAGCUACAGUGGGUGACCUCCGCUAAUGCAGUGACACGCCCACAGUUACUAGAUAUGAUCCAGAUUGUCGUCGGGAUUGAACAGAUUGUCUAUCUCUAUGCAAAGCUUGUGAGUGAGGGCUGCCAUGAGGAUGUGCAGGUGAGGGUCUUGUCUCUCCUCCACCUGGCAACGGAGCACUCGGUGGUGGCAGCUGUUGAGUUUGAGCAGCAGGGGGGCAUGUUGCUCAUUCAGCAGGUGAUGAGGACCCCUCAGGCAGUCGUUGGCGAGAAAAUUAUGAAGACAAUGCUCAGGUGGUGUUGUGGCUCGGAGCUGUGUCAAGUGAAGGUAGUGUCAGUGUUACGGCACAUCCUCCUUGACUGGAGGGUGUGGCACAAGGCAGAGGAAGGGGUGUGGUCUCAGCUGCUCGGAGAAUUAGAGAAGCUCCUCAGCCACGACCGCUACGGGUCCCUCAACAGAGAUCAGUUUGCGAGAGCUGGAGCUAUUAAGCUCAUACUGCUCACUACCAAGGACCGUUCCCUGGACAGUCUACCCGCCCUUCCCCCACCCAUUACCGCCCACUUUGUCCGGCUGUGUGAGUGCCUACUCGGCAGUCCCCCCGAUCAAGAAUGUCUCCGUUACAUCAGCGACAACCUCCUUGUCUCAGACCUCAACGAUGUUAAAUUUGUCAAUCCACCCGGAGCCUUUGACACGUCCAUCACCAUCUUUGAUGGACGAACCCCAUCUUCUCUCUCACUCCGCCCCAUAUCUAAGAGCUCCAGUGACGGGGCCAUAGGGGGUGUGCUGGGCUCCCCCCUCUCCCCCACUAGCUCAGGGACCACUCUCAUGGUGCUCUCUGAGACUUUUAACCUCUCAGAGGAAGAGCCGGAGGAGAUGAUAGCAUUUGAUACUCAACCUGUUGCCGGGAGACUACCCAACUCGUCAUACAGCUGGGAGGACAACCUGUUCACGUGGACAGACAUCACUGGCCAGUUGCCAAUGAAAGACGGAGAGUUGCUGGAUGAGAUCCCGGCGAGCCUGGAGGUGGGGCUUUUGGGUGUGGUCAGACGGCUCAUCACCCUCCUACCAGACCAGCGGGUACGACAGGUUGUAGGUCAUUCCCUCCAGCACGAGGCUCUGGUUGCCAUUGCCUACAACAAGAAUAUUGUCGUGAGAACGGCUGUAGUCAGGGUUCUCGACGAGUAUUUCAAGAGGGGUGAGGCAAUGAGGAGCAACUUUGUGCAGGUGAAGGGUUUCAAUCUCCUUGCCAACCAACUCAAACAGUUCAACGUGUCUCACGAGCUCAUGAGUGCCUUGGGCAGUAUUGUCGUAGGACAGGACAUUAGUCUCACGAAAGAGCCGCUGAGUAUCUACCUACAAAUCCCCCGCCAGCUGUCGGGGUUCCACAUGCAUGCUGUGAUCCCCAUGAUCCAGGUGGUGGUCAACUCCAUCGGCCAACCACAGCUGUGUCACACCACUCUCACUUUCAUCAGAGAGCUGUUUGAGACGGUGAAGGGCAUGCCUCUCUUCAUGCUCAACAAUGGCCUAUUGAAAGUCAUCUGUCAGCUCAUCUGCAUAGUAACUGACCACGCCCGCCUCUCGAUAGAGGAGAAGGAGCUCUUGCUGACUGAUGCACUACAGCUGUGCAAACUGGUUGUCAUAUUUGCUAUUAGUGCUGACCAGGAGGAGUCCUUCCGUAUGAUGGAGAAUCUGCUAGUGUGUAUCCGCCAUUGCUCUGAGCUCCGUCGGACCAAGGACCCCUCAGCCCUCUCUGUCUCUUACCUCCACCUCUACCAGUACCACAUUCUGACCAUAGCAUUGCGCUACUUCCAAGAAGAUCUGCAAGGAGGUGUGGCCAGGGGUGUGGCUAAUGGACAUGGGGACCACCGUAGCUCCACAACUGGGAGGAGAUAUGUACCUACUCUCUCAUCAACUGAUCAGAUCCCAGGGCAAGCAGACUUGAACAACCGGUUUGUGACAACCAUGAACUCUGCGGUGGACUGGGUCAUGCAUGGAAUAGAGUCAUUCACUUCUGCACAUGCUCAGUAUUUCACUGACGACGACAACAUUGUUGCCAUGCCGGCGAAUAUAUCACUGAGUGAUGAUAUCACCAUUCCUGAUAUGGACGUAACGUUUACUAAAUUUCUUAUCUCGUACUUCCACAAACUAUGGUACGGAGGAGCUGCUCUGAAGUCGGGGACACUCUCCUCGGGGGCCUCCCUGGAACAUAGGUUUUCACUCAACUGUCGAAGUCAGCUCAAGGACCAGUUUAGUCGCCUUGUCAACCACCUUGUGUCCUCUCGCCAUGACGACCGUAUCCGAUGUGCUGUCCUUCGCUUGUUCUGGACACUCCAGGAUGCAAAGAACCUCCUCAACCACCUCCUCGACUCAACCAUCAGGAAGAUUCUUGCCUAUCGUCUAAUCCUGAUGAUCACUGAGCUGCUGAAACAGAGCCCACCUCACCUCGAUGGAGAACUACAGGAGACCUUUGAUGGUGUGUUUCACACCGUGGUCAACAGCGGUGUGACCAAGCUCAAGCCGCAGACCAAACUGGCCCCUCUCCUUGGGUACGAGGGAGAGAGAGACUUAAAGAAGAGACAGAAGUACUCGUCCCUACUGGAGGACAUGAGAGUGAAUGACCAGAAUUUCUUGUCUCGAGUGGAGUUUGACACAAAAGGAUUUGCUCAGAGACAAGUCAAUCAAUAUGGAAGAUUGGUUGAGAAGGCCCGGCAUCGUCAGCAGGCCAUCGACCAAGCCUCGGCAACGGUCACAGAACGGAUCUUCCUUCAACAGAGCAUUCUAAAGAGGAACUUUUUGGACGAGAUCUCACUGGCUGGUAUGAGAGAGAGGGACUCACUGCAGCACUGGAGGAGGGUCAUUCAACUCAACACACACCCCAGGGCGCUGUGGAGUGGUGACGAGGGUCGUCAGAUGUGCUGGCAGCUGGAUCCCACCGAGGGUCCGGGGCGGGUCAGACGGAGGCUUAUGAGAGUACCGAGGGUGACCAAUGAGAGACACCUCCUCCCAGAGGCUGUCAAGUCACCCAACAAGUACACAGACGUCAGCCCACUGUCGUUUAUCUUCGAGAACACUGCGUAUUAUGCUAUGGAGGGACUGCUCAAGAAGUUUGUGCCCAAGGAUGGAGAGGUGGUGCUUAACAACAAUAUGCCCUGGAGCUGCUCCAGCAUCAGCCCUGACAACUGUUGCCAGGGAAAUCUCAUAAUCUCUAAUAUCUGCUGUUAUUUCAUUGGUAAUGAGCCACUGGGGGACCCGAACAUCACAAAGGUCCUCCCAUCAGACGAGGAGACCACCCUCCUCUCCUGGGAGCACACCAAGAUCGUCGAGAUCCAUCAUCGUCGUUACAUGCUACAGAACAAUGCCCUAGAGAUAUUUCUGAUCAAUGGCAAGACCAUGCUGUUGUCAUUCGAGAGCACAAAGGAUCGUGAGGCAGUCCGGGCGGCUCUGCUGCAGCUGGACCUGCCCAACCUGGUAGACAGGGGAGAGCAAGAGAGCGAGAAACUCAAGCGGAUCACAAUAAGUUGGCGCCAAGGAGAGACCACCAACUUUGAGUAUCUGAUGGAGCUCAACAAGCUGGCAGGACGGACCUUCAAUGACCUCAUGCAAUACCCAGUGUUUCCAUGGAUACUGUCAGACUACAAGGGCAAGCAGCUGGAUCUCAAGAGUCAUGACUCAUUCAGGAAAUUUAGCAUUCCCGUCUCUGUCCAAGAUGACAGAAAGAUCAAGAAAUAUCAAGACACAUACACUUUUCUGGAUACUGAGUGUCGCAACGCCAACAGCUCGGCCCCUGGACAGCCCAAUCAGACGUCCAAACCUUACCACUAUGGUUCCCACUACUCAAACAGCGGCAUAGUCCUCCACUUCCUGGUACGAUUGCCCCCCUUCACCGACAUGUUCCUCGCGUUUCAAGGGCGGAACUUCGACAUAGCUGACCGCACGUUCCACGAACUCUCCACGACAUGGUGGUUGUCGUCUUAUGAAUCAUCCACCGAUGUCAAAGAGCUUAUUCCUGAGUUCUUCUUUCUCCCUGAGUUCCUCGAGAAUAGGGAGAGGUUCAACUUUGGUGAGCGUCAGACUGGAGAGGUGGUGGACAACGUGCUCCUCCCACCCUGGGCCAACUCCAAUCCCCGACUCUUCAUCCUUAAACACAGACAGGCACUGGAGAGUGAGUUCGUGUCCCAGAACCUCCACUCUUGGAUUGACCUGGUGUUUGGCUACAAGCAGACCGGAAAGGCAGCCGUUCAAGCACUCAACGUCUUCCAUCCUGCAACAUACUAUGGAGCUGAUGGUAUUGACAUAGAAGCAGUAACUGAUGAAACACAACGUGCCGCCAUGAGAGCCAUGGUCAAGACGUACGGACAAAUGCCCCUGCAGCUGUUUCGAGAACAGCCCCACUCACCCCGAACAAAGUCGACCGUCCUUACUGGCUUUAGAAUGCGAUUGGGCACAGCUUUAAAGAGACUCACCUCCAACUCUCCUCUCUUAAGAGUAAACAGUCAGUACUUCUGGAUGCUCAUCUCCAUGCACAAAGUCAAAAACACCUAUUCCAGUUCCGACUGUGAUUUUAUCGGGGCGCAAGGGACUCCGGACAUGCAGCUGUCUUAUUUGGGGUUGGGGGUGGACAAUAAGAGCCCCGAGAAGUUAGUGUACAUGGGAGGCGGGGAAUUGAUAGUAAUUGGACAAAAGGUUCUGUAUAUUCAGAGUUCCUCACCCUCUAACUCAACGUUGCUGAUUCAAUGGGGCACUUGGGACAAUUCUAUCCUUGUGAGAUCUACGGCCAAUGAUAGUGUCGUGGUCAGACUUCCCUCGCACCCUCUCAAUAAGGUGACGUGCUGUGAGUGUGUGUGCAACGGUCAGAUGGUGGUGUCUGGUGGAUCCACAGGAAACGUCUCUUUCUGGACUAUCGAAAACACAAACCAGAGCCUCUCCUACUACGGGGAGGUGGUUCACCUGCGAGGACACGAUGGUGCGGUCAAGUGUCUGGCAGCCUGCAAACCAUUCAGUAUAUUGGUCACAGGUAGUGUGGACAAGACAGCCAUCAUCUGGGACACUAACAGACUGAGCUAUGUGAACUCUCUGAAAGGCCAUGAGGGACCAGUGACUGUCAUCGCCACCAGCCCCACUCUUGGGGACAUUGCAACUGUCUGCGUCUGCAAGACACACAAGCAGUCCACACGGAUGGCAUCAUCGUGCAUGCUUCGGCUGUGGACAAUCAAUGGGAAGCUGAUAGACAGGACCCAUGUUGAGGUCAUGGUCCAUUGCCUCUCCUACACAGCAGCCCCUGAGGGUCUCUACAUCAAUGCUCUCAUUGGAGGACUUGCAAAUGGAAACAUCAGAUUCUGGAGCUCGUGGGAUCUGUCAUUGCUGAGAGAGAUACUCUGUCCACUGAGCAGCCCUACCCCGGUCCUCAGUCUGGCCAUCAGCUCAGACAACAAGGAGUUGUAUGCUGGCUAUAGCAACCAGCAGAUUGCUGCCUGGGUCAAGUUAAAGCACGAUACAGGCACUCACACAACACAAGAGGGAGAAUUUGAGCACUUGAAUAUGGACAAUUACUAUAACCAGACAAAGUUUGUUAGAUGAGACUUUCAAUCGCCCGCUUUAACUUUGUGUUAUUUUGUGUAUACUUGCACUGUGUUUGUUGUCAGUCGUUCUCUGAACAAGAUUAAACUGUUAUAGUGUUUAAAAUUUGUUCAUUGCACAUGUCUAUAUUAUUUAUAGACAGAACUUAUUAUUUUAAUGUGACCAACAGCAGCAAUACAUGUAGAUUUCUUAUGAAAAUGAGUAAAAUAAUGACAUAGUAACUUGCA
Messenger RNA from Halichondria panicea, 10795 nucleotides. Its product is annotated as lysosomal-trafficking regulator-like. Gene Ontology annotation, molecular function: protein binding. The record is from RefSeq and is a predicted model, not a curated record. The coding region runs from base 75 to 10568 and encodes 3497 amino acids. The transcript is spliced from 45 exons. NCBI's taxonomy places the organism in Eukaryota, Metazoa, Porifera, Demospongiae, Suberitida, Halichondriidae.